Anthostomella pinea is the source of this 1416-nucleotide messenger RNA. Lineage: Eukaryota; Fungi; Ascomycota; Sordariomycetes; Xylariales; Xylariaceae. The record is from the annotation of a GenBank genome assembly.
AUGGCAGCCUUGCGAGAAGAGAAGCACGCGGUUGAGGUUGGGGUAGGGAUGAUGCACGAAGUCUCCCUUGCCGUCUGGCGCCUGCUUGGUGUGCAACAGGAGCUCUUCACCACUUCCAUUUACAGCCCGGGGUCACCAAUCCUGCUGCCUAACGGGGCCAGAGUGUUCAAUCGCCUUGUCGAGUUCCUGCGCAAACAAUACGUACGAUAUGGAUUCGACGAAGUCAUUACGCCCACCAUUUACAAGAAGGCAUUAUGGAAGAAGUCGGGACAUCUGGAAAACUACAGCGAUGACAUGUUCACGGUGACGAGUAGUUCGCCCGCUCGGAGCGACACCACGGACAACGGCGAGGAAGACGAAUACGGCCUCAAACCCAUGAACUGUCCAGGCCAUUGCCUAAUCUUUGCCUCCCAACGACGGAGCUACCGGAAUCUCCCCAUCCGAUACGCCGACUUCUCCCCCUUGCACCGAAACGAGAUAUCCGGAGCUUUGAGCGGCUUGACCCGAGUCCGGCGGUUCCACCAAGAUGAUGGGCACAUCUUCUGCCGACCAAUACAAAUUGAGGAGGAAAUAAGAAAGACUCUGGACUUUGUUCGCAUUGUCUAUUCGACCUUCAAGCUGGGUCCGUACCGGUUAGCUUUGUCAACCCGACCGGCAGACCACUACAUCGGAACAGCGGAAGACUGGGAAGGUGCCGAGAAUGCCCUGAAGAGGGCGUUGGAUGCAUCCGGGCAAGACUGGGCAGUGAACGAAGGGGAUGGUGCUUUCUAUGGGCCCAAGAUCGAUAUCAUCCUCCGCGAUUCGGAUGGCAAAGAGCACCAAACAGCGACUAUACAGCUGGACUUCCAGCUGCCCAAACGCUUCGAGCUAGGCUACCAAGCACCAGCGCCCGAUUACGAGAGGCGAGGAGAGACCACGACAGACCCGGCGAAGCUAGCAACCUCUGGAACUGUGACACCCGUUCUGAUCCACAGAGCUGUCCUCGGCUCGGUCGAGCGGUUGAUGGCCCUCCUUAUUGAACACUACGACGGGAAAUGGCCGUUUUGGUUAAACCCGAAGCAGGUCAUCAUAAUGACGGUCAAUGAUAGCGAACCUGUCGUCGGGCUCGCCAAAUCAACUCAGGAUAUCCUCAUGGGCCGAGAUGGGUCCGUCGACAGUCCGGUCGUCAACCCCCCUCAACUCGCCGUAGAUAUCGAUGAUAGCCCGCGAAGUCUGGCGUUGAAAGUCCGUGAGGCGAGGUCGAAGGGCUACAGUGUCAUCGUCACCGUAGGUCCCCGGCAGGUACCUACUGGCACCAUUACAGUUGAUAUGCCAGGUCUAGAGAGCAGCAACACGUCGGCGCAGCCUCGACAGCGGGAGAUGGACCCAAAGGAUCUAGUUCAAUUGCUUAGAGAUAAAGCCAACAACUACCAUUGA